GUGAAACAAGCGCGUCCGCAGCGAUGCCCGCGGUGAUGGACGGGGACGAGGAGUUCGGCGCCUUCUUGUCUGUCCACGCCGGGGCUCUGCAGUCCUCGGGGAUACCCCAGCUUUACUGGGGAAGCCUUCACCACAAACUUGUCAAUGAGGUCUACGAUGCUGGGGAGGUGUUCGGGAUCAUGCAAAUCCAAAACGACGACGACGACGAGACGGAGGACGAGGAGGAGAAGUCCAAUCCUGGCGUGCAGGAGGUUACGUGUAAAGUGGUUGUGACGCGUGAGAAUGGACUGCAAGCCUCCGAGGCGACCAGUGUGUUUCUGGUGGACCAUGCGUGGACAUACCGCGUGGAGCACGCCCGGCAGCAGCUGGAGCAGAUUCCGGGCCUGCUGCCCAGGAUGGCGGCCCUCAUGGGGCUGGACUUCCAUGGAGAGGCUCCCGACCCCGACGUGGUGGAGAUGGUGCUGGAGCGCAUGUGGAAGUACAACCAGACCUAUCAGCUGUCGGAGGGGUCGGCGGAGGAGAAGGUGCCGGUGUGGUACAUCAUGGACGAGUUUGGCUCUCAGGUGCAGCACUCUGACCAGCCCAGCUGUGGCAUGGCCCCCUUCUUCUACAGCCAGGCCCAGCUGGCCUACACUGUUCUCUGGCCUCUGCAGGAUCUCCAAGAAGGAGAUGAAGUAACCCGUGACUAUGCCUACGGCGAGACCAACCCCCUCGUGAGGCGGUGCCGCCUGUUGCCGUGGAUCCCGACGGACCUCCAAGAUGUCAGCACAGUCACUGCCGAGCCCUCGGACCUGUACUUUGAGACCAUUUCACAGGAAAACAAAGAGAAGUUUCCGGUGGAUAUCCAGCCACGUGCCGUCCCCGAGGAAAAAGUCCUCAAGGUCUAUUCUAACAUGAGCCAAGUGCGAGACAACCUCACACAUCCUCGAUUCCAGCUCACCGAGACGGAGGAGGACGCCGAUGUGCUCUGGGUCUUCACACACAUCAGGGACUACAGGAAGCUGAGCGAAGAGCGACCUCAUGUGAUGGUGAACCAGUUUCCUUGCGAGACCAUCGUUACAGUGAAGGACUGCCUGUCCGCGGUGUCCCGGAGAGCUCAGGGGGGCCGGGGGGCCGAGUGGCUCCCACAGACGUUCAACCUGCAAACAGAGCUGCCCCAGUUCAUCAGACAUUACCAGCAGAGACGAGAGAGGGGUGAAGACAACCACUGGAUCUGCAAACCGUGGAACCUGGCUCGUGGAUUGGACACACACAUCACCAACAAUCUGGACUACAUCAUCAGGCAGAGAGAGAGCAUACCAAAGGUGGUGUGCAAGUACCUUGAGGAUCCAGUGCUGUUCCAAAGGGAGGAAGUGGGGUUGGUGAAGUUCGACAUCCGCUACAUGCUGAUGCUUCGCUCUGUCCAGCCUCUGCGCCUCUAUGCCUAUGAUGUGUUCUGGCUACGCUUUGCCAACAGACCGUUCUCCCUGGACCAUUUUGAUGAUUACCAGAAGCACUUCACCGUGAUGAACUAUACAGAAGGCGUGGAGCUCAAACAGGUCCACUACGAUCAGUUCAUCCCAAUGUUUGAGGGCCAGUACCCACAGUAUCCAUGGAAGGAGGUGGAGGAGGAGUUGUUUAAGGCAUUUGGGGAGCUCUUCCAAGUAGCCUCUUCCCGACCGGCUCCAUACGGUAUCUGGCCUUACCCAUCUUCUCGGGCCAUCUAUGCGGUUGACCUCAUGCUGAAAUGGGGUACAGGCCAAAACGGUGAGCGGGUCAUGAAGCCUCAGAUUCUGGAGGUGAACUUCAGUCCAGACUGUGCCCGGGCCUGCCUGUACCAUCCCUCCUUCUACAACCACAUGUUUCAGACUCUCUUCCUCGACCAGGUCGAACACUGCCCGGUCACCAGGAUCCUCUGACAAGCUUCACCUUGCCAUGCGCUUUGGUUUCUUGAACAUGGCAAGAAUGCCCAAACCAGUCACCCCCCCCCCUCUCCGUUUACUGGAUGCCCCCCACCCAUUUCUCGCGUCUUGUUCUUCCAAAAUGUACUUUUUAUUUCGAGUGGGUGGUUUACGUCAUCCAGUAUGCUGCUGCAUUCUCCUCUCUCUCUCUCUCUCUCUCUCUCUCUCUCUCUCUCUCUCUCUCU
Messenger RNA from Lampris incognitus (smalleye Pacific opah), 2125 nucleotides. RefSeq names its product tubulin tyrosine ligase-like family, member 12 (gene ttll12). The record is from RefSeq and is a predicted model, not a curated record. The transcript has 14 exons. Gene Ontology annotation, biological process: protein modification process. NCBI's taxonomy places the organism in Eukaryota, Metazoa, Chordata, Actinopteri, Lampriformes, Lampridae. Bases 24 to 1898 code for a protein of 624 amino acids.